UGUCUGUAUACAUGCGUUUGGUACCGAUUACCGAAGAAAACACCUGUCUCUAGUCUUCUCUUUCAUUUUUUUUUUCUUGUCGCUUGGUUUUACUUUUGUCUUUUUCGUUUUGUUCCUUUCCAAAUCAUUCAUUCUUUAACCUCAAGCAAGAAUCAUUAUCUGCGGAACCCAAAUUCUUCAUCUUCUUUAUUAUUUUUUAAAAACAACAAAAAGUUUUGUACUGUUUUGUUGGUUCUUUGGGCAUUUGGUGAUGAAUCAAUGAUUGCAUCACCACUUUGAUCUGAUCCUUCCCGAAAAAUUCUCUUAUCGUUUUUUUUUUUUGCUUUUUGAUUUCGAGUUGAGUUUAUCCAAAUAAUCCCGAAAAAAAGUAAUUUAAGUUUUUAAUACAAGAGAGAAUCAAUUUUUGGUACUGUGCUUAAAUCCGAAGAAGGGUUUUGAGUUUUAGCUUCUCCCUUUUAACUUCGAUCCAAAAGUUUCGAUUUUGCUUAAUUUCAAGUGCAAUGGAAGAAUCUCUACCUUCUCCAUUCGGCGACCCAGCCCCAAAUUUAUCGGAUUCGGAGCUCCGAGAAACAGCUUACGAGAUCUUAGUCGCAGCUUGCCGGAGCACCGGAAGUCGUCCGUUGACUUACAUCCCGCAAUCACCCAAGUCCGACCGUAGCAACGGCGCGACGACGACGGCGCUAUCGCCAUCACCGUCGCUUCAUAGAUCCUUGACGUCGACCGCGGCGAGUAAGGUGAAGAAGGCGUUAGGGAUGAAGAAACGAAGCGGCGGAGCAGGAGAAUCUUCGGCUGAACCGGAUCGGAUCAAGAAAUCCGUCACGGUUGGUGAGUUAGUUCGUGUACAGAUGCGGAUUUCGGAGCAGAUCGAUUCAAGGAUUCGAAGAGCACUUCUCAGGAUCGCUUCUGGUCAGCUUGGGAGACGCGUGGAGACUAUGGUUCUACCUCUCGAGCUUCUGCAACAGCUCAAAGCCACAGAUUUUCCAGAUCAGGAAGAGUAUGAAUCAUGGCAGAGAAGAAACUUGAAGCUUCUCGAAGCCGGUUUGAUCUUACAUCCUUAUGUUCCUUUAAGUAAAUCCGAUAAAUCUGUGCAACAGCUUAAGCAAAUCAUCCGGUCGGGUCUCGAGAGGCCGUUAGAUACCGGGAAGAUCACGGGAGAGACACAGAACCUUAGGAGUCUAGUAAUGUCUCUUGCUAGUCGUUCGAACAACAACAAUGUGAACGGUUCCGAGACUUGUCAUUGGGCUGACGGGUUUCCCCUGAAUCUUAGAAUCUAUCAAAUGCUUUUGGAGUCUUGUUUUGAUGUUAACGACGAGUUGUCGGUUGUUGAAGAAGUAGAUGAAGUUUUAGAGCUUAUAAAGAAAACAUGGCCUGUCUUGGGUAUGAACCAGAUGAUUCACAACGUUUGCUUUCUCUGGGUGUUGUUUAAUCGGUAUGUCACAACUGGUCAAGUGGAGAAUGACUUGCUUGUAGCUGCUCAUCACUUGAUACUCGAAGUUGAGAACGACGCAAAGGAGACCAAUGAUCCCGAGUACUCGAAGAUCUCGAGUUCUGUUUUGAGUUUAAUCAUGGAUUGGGCUGAGAAGAGACUUCUUGCUUACCAUGAUACUUUCAACAUUGAUAACGUCGAGACGCUUGAAACAACGGUUUCUUUGGGGAUUUCGGUUGCUAAAGUACUAGCCGAAGAUAGUUCUAGCGAGUAUAGAAGGAAGAAAAAGAAUGUCGAUACAGGGCUUGAUCGAGUUGAUACCUAUAUCAGAUCUUCGUUGCGUAUGGCCUUUUCGCAGACAAAGAGGAUGGUGGAACAUAGCAAGCGGUCAAAAUCCCGUCAGGGCACGAGCAAUCUUCCGGUUCUUGCGAUUCUUGCAGAGGAUAUUGGUCAUUUGGCUUUCAACGAGAAGGCGAUAUUUAGUCCAAUCUUAAAGAACUGGCAUCCUCUUGCAGCUGGUGUGGCUGCAGCUACGCUUCAUACGUGCUAUGGAACCGAGUUAAAGAAAUUCGUUUCGAGUAUUACCGAGUUGACACCGGAUGCUAUAAGAGUACUCACUGCUGCAGAUAAGCUUGAGAAGGAUCUGGUGCAGAUUGCAGUUCAAGACGCAGUAGAUAGUGAAGAUGGCGGAAAAUCCGUUAUAAGAGAGAUGCCUCCUUUUGAAGCGGAAGUCGCUAUUGGCAACCUUGUGAAAUCAUGGAUCAAGACCCGAGUCGAUAGACUGAAGGAGUGGAUUGAUCGUAAUCUCCAGCAAGAGGUAUGGAAUCCGAGAUCGAAUAAACUUGGUAUUGCUCCUUCUUCUGUGGAUGUACUGAGGAUGAUAGAUGAGACAUUGGAAGCGUUUUUCUUGUUGCCGAUACUUAUGCAUCCAGUUUUACUCCCCGAGCUAACCUCGGGUCUCGACAAGUGUAUGCAGCAUUAUGUAUCAAAGGCGAAAUCUUCAUGCGGCUCGCGGAACACGUUUCUACCCGCUUUACCCGCCUUAACAAGAUGCACAGUCGGGUCGAGACUACACGGUGUCUUCAAGAAGAAGGAGAAGCCAAUGGUAGCUUCUCAUCACAGGAGAAAAUCACAGAGUAAUGACUCAGGGGAAAUACUUCAGUUCUGUUGCAGAAUCAACACUCUGCAUUAUAUCAGGACGGAGAUGGAAUCAUCCGGAAGAAAAACAUUAAACCGUCUCCCGGAAUCCGAAAUAGCGGCUUUGGAUGGUAAAGCUAAAAUCUUUGAACAAUCCAUCGGUUAUUGCUCGAAAGGAAUACAGCAAUUGUCUGAAGCAACUGCUUACAAAAUCGUAUUCCACGAUCUGAGCAACGUUCUCUGGGACGGUCUGUACGUCGGAGAAGCAUCUUCCUCGAGGAUUGAACCGUUUCUUCAAGAGCUUGAACGGUGCCUUGAGAUAAUCUCAUCAUCAGUUCACGAUAGAGUCCGAACCAGAGUCAUUUCAGACAUCAUGAGAGCUUCUUUCGAUGGGUUCUUAUUGGUCAUCCUCGCAGGUGGACCAUCGCGUUGCUUCACGGUUCAAGAUUCCGCUGUGGUUGAUGAGGAUUUCAAGUUUCUGUGCGAUCUUUUCUGGUCAAACGGAGAUGGAUUGCCUUUGGAUUUGAUCGAGAAGGUUUCGACGACGGUCAAGAGUAUACUUCCUCUUCUGCGUACGGACACUGAGUCUCUGAUUGAACGGUUUAAAGCGGUUUGCCUGGAGAAUCAUGGUUCAGACAGAGGGAAGCUUCCGUUACCACCGACUUCUGGUCCGUGGAGUCCGACAGAACCAAACACACUGUUGAGAGUUUUGUGUUACCGUUACGAAGAAUCUGCCACUAAGUUUCUGAAGAAGACGUAUAACUUGCCGAGGAAGCUAACUUGAAAAUGACCUAAAGCUGUACAUUGGUACAAAACUCGGUUUAAGUGGGGCGAUACGCCGCCGGUUCAGUUUGAAAUGUGGUAUAAUACUUUGAUAAGGCGAUUACCGAUUUGGUUGGUAUAUGGGUUUUCUUUGUGUUGAUAAAUUACUUGUACAAGAAAGUAGAAAAUGUUUAGUGAAAACGUUCUUCAUUUUGUACUAAUUAAAGCGUGUAGGUCUUUGUUACAUGUUAUCAACUGUUAUAUUCGGUUAAUUAAUAUCUUUGUUUU
This is a messenger RNA of Eutrema salsugineum, 3613 nucleotides long. RefSeq lists its product as uncharacterized. The record is from RefSeq and is a predicted model, not a curated record. The transcript is spliced from 5 exons. Bases 501 to 3347 code for a protein of 948 amino acids. NCBI's taxonomy places the organism in Eukaryota, Viridiplantae, Streptophyta, Magnoliopsida, Brassicales, Brassicaceae.